GAGCACGCAAGCGAAGAGAUUUUUCCUUCCCUCCCAUCCCAUCUCUCUCUCUGUCUCCCUUCCCCACAAACAAUCCUCUGCUCUCCUCCGACCUCCAUGGCUCCACGUAUAUAGGACGCCUCCUCCGCCCAUGCCUCCAUCUCUCUCUCUCGCUCGUUGCCGCCUCUCCUGCGCCAACCACGCUAUUCCUAACGACUAACUCGUGCGCCGCGAUACGGACCCGCGUCAGAAGGCUCAGCCGCCGCGCGCCUCGGAGCCCGGGGGAUCGGGGAGGAGAACACAGGGGUUUGGGCUCGGGAGCGCGGCACGCCAUGGACCCGCUGAGGUUUCUGGGCGGCGUCCGACCCGCCGCGCCGCCGCAGCCCCCGGUGGCGCCGCCGCCAGCGCAGCGGCAGCAGCAGCAGCAGACGCGCGCCGCCAUGCCGCGCCUGUGGCCGCGCGGUGAGAGGAGGGGCGCCGGCGCGAGCGGAGAGGCUCGCGGCGAUGAGGCGGGGACGAGGCCCGAGGCGGAGGAGCGGAGGCAGGGCAAUCAGCAGACGCGCACCGCCAUGCCGCGCCUGUGGCCGCGCGGCGAGAGGCCGGGCGCCGGCGCGGUUCGCGGCGAGGAGGCGGGUACGAGGCCCGACGUGGAGGACCGGAGGCAGGGCAACUGGGUGCUGCAGAUGCUGCGGGUGCAACCGAGGUGGGCGGAUCAGGCGGACGCCGAGGCGGCCGGCGGUGGCCGGGGACGCGGAGGGCAGGAAGACGAGGCGCCGGACGUGUCCGGGGCCGAGAGGUGCGCGUCGUGCGGUGGCGGGGACGAGGAGAAGGAAGGCUGCGCCGUGGGGGCGGACGAGGGCGGCGGCGAGGUGUUCGACCGCGCGUCCUUCUCGAGGCUCCUUCGGAAGGUGUCGAUCGAGGACGCCAAGGAGUACUCCAGAAUGUCCUACCUCUGCAACAUCGCCUACAUGAUCCCCAAAAUUCAGCCAAAAUGUCUCCGCCGGUACAGUUUACAGUUUGUGACAACAUCAGUGCAAGAGAAGGACAGAGCUAAUCCUGAUAGGAAGCAGGAGCAGAGCACUGAGAAAGGUGAAUCUCCAGAUAAAAAACCUCGAGUUGUCAAGAAUGCUGCGUUGGGGAGCAAGGAGGAAGAAGGAAACGGCCCGGCGAUAAACCCUUUUGGUGCAUACCAAGUCAUGUCAUCUGCUGCCUCAUAUUUACAUUCCCGGGCCAUGGGCAUCAAUCCCUUUGGUUCCAGGACUAAUGGUAAGAAUGAUCCAGCAACCAUCAUGGCCAUUGUGAGUGGUGAGAACAGUGAAGGUUUAACCUUGGACGAAGCCUCAUUUGUGGCCACAACAAAUUCAGUAACUUCCAUGGUUGCUGCCAAGGAAGAAACAAGACAAGCUGUUGCAGAUGAUCUGAAUUCUUCAAGGUCCUGUCCCUCUGAAUGGUUUAUUUGCGAUGAUGACCAAGGCAGCACAAGAUACUUCGUAGUUCAGGGCUCGGAGACGAUAGCUUCUUGGCAGGCCAACCUACUAUUUGAGCCAGUCAAAUUUGAGGGACUCGAUGUACUUGUUCACAGGGGAAUAUACGAAGCUGCCAAAGGGAUGUAUCACCAAAUGCUGCCGUAUGUCAGAUCACACUUGAGAAAUUAUGGUAAAUCCGCAGAAUUGCGAUUCACUGGCCAUUCUCUUGGUGGGAGUCUGGCUUUGCUUGUGAAUCUAAUGCUACUGAUGAGAGGAGAGGCACCUGCUGCAUCAUUGUUGCCUGUCAUAACAUUCGGUGCCCCAUGCAUCAUGUGUGGCGGUGACCACUUACUCCGUAAACUUGGGCUGCCGAAGAGUCAUGUGCAAUCAAUCACAAUGCAUCGGGAUAUUGUUCCUCGAGUAUUCUCGUGCAAUUAUCCUGACCAUGUCGCCAACAUUCUGAAGCUCGCCAAUGGAAAUUUCCGCAGUCACCCAUGCCUUACAAACCAGAAACUCUUGUAUGCCCCAAUGGGGGAAGUCCUCAUCUUGCAGCCGGACAAGAGGCUCUCCCCGCACCACCACCUCCUCCCACAGGACAGUGGCAUCUACUACCUGGGCGAUUCAGCAGGCAUCUCCCUGAAGCUGCUCCAAUCGGCCGUGUCGGCCUUCUUCAACUCCCCGCACCCGUUGGAGAUCCUCAAGGACGGCGGCGCCUACGGCCCCAAGGGCACGGUGUACCGCGACCACGACGUGAACUCGUACCUGCGGUCGGUCCGCGGCGUGGUGCGCAAGGAGGUGCGUCGCCUCCGGGAGGCGGAGCGGGAGCGGUGGCAGCUCCUCCUGUGGUGGCCGCUGGCCGUGCACGGCGUGCUGGCCACCGGCAUUGGCGGGUGGGGAAGGUACGGCGAGCUGGCGGACGCGGUGGCGCGGGGAGGGAAGGAGGCGGCGAGGCAGGCCCAGCAGCACGCCCGGAUUCUGGCGCUGUUCCUGCUGCCGGUGAAGCUGCUCGUGCUCGGGGCUCUCCUGGCCGUUAGACUGAGGUGAUAGAUGAUGAUGAUGACGACGAUGAUGAUGAUACGUAGUUCCUUUCGUUUCGUUCGUUUGCACAGGAUAGCAUUACAUACAUGAUUCUUUUGUCCGAGCCGGGACGCCAAGCGGACACCUGUCGUGAUCGGAAUGCUCGGAUGCUGCCUUUCUCUAAGAUCGAUCCAUCAGCAACGUGUGUGUAUAACAGAUUAACAUGAAGGCUCAGAUUGUAGAAAAGCACCAUCAGCAAGCUGUCUCAAAGUA
Molecule: messenger RNA, 2735 nt
Organism: Triticum urartu
Lineage: Eukaryota; Viridiplantae; Streptophyta; Magnoliopsida; Poales; Poaceae
Product: phospholipase A1 PLIP2, chloroplastic
Biological process (GO): lipid metabolic process
Molecular function (GO): glycerophospholipid phospholipase A1 activity
Source: RefSeq, a predicted model, not a curated record